Molecule: messenger RNA, 516 nt
Organism: Rhodofomes roseus
Lineage: Eukaryota; Fungi; Basidiomycota; Agaricomycetes; Polyporales; Fomitopsidaceae
Exons: 2
Coding region: 1-516 (171 amino acids)
Source: RefSeq, a predicted model, not a curated record
AUGUCGUCGGCACCCUCCACGGCGCUGCCCACCUUCUACUUCGCCGUCUUCGGCCUCUAUGAGCCCCUCCUCACAAUCCUUGGGUUCAUGGGUGCUGUCUUGGACCCGAAGACGACCCACGACCAACAGGCACCAUGGCCCGCGGGCGGGCCCCCAGUCGACAUGCCCCUAGCGACGCGUGUCACCAUCCUGCAGCUGGGACACGUCGCAGGCCUUCUCGGCCUUCUCAACUUCUUCGUACUCUCGGCAUGCCGAAAGUAUUUGUACUCGCAACCGGCGCUCCAAGAGAAGAUCGUCGGAGCGCUCCUCAAGCCGCUGCUCCUUGGUGACUUCCUACACAUUGGAAUCACCCUCUGGGCACUCGGAGACAGCAGAUGGGACGUUGCGAGCUGGGGAGGCAUCCUGUGGAUCACAGUGGUGACAGGCUUCAGCCUGAUGAUUCCGAGGAUUACAUGGCACCUGGGGAUCGGUCGUUAUGUCGACAAUAGAGACGGCUACCCUGCAAAGAAGCAUUGA